UUUCAUUCAAUUUCACUAUUCCUGUUUCGAAUUUUAGUUUCUCAGAAUCUCAAAUUCGAUUGUUCCAAUCUCAAAGAAGAAGAAGAAGAUGUUGGCGAUCUUUAACAAGACAGUAGCUCAUCCACCAAAGGAGCUACACAGCCCUGAUUCUUCGAGGACUGCUAAAAAGUCUAAUCUAAUUUCAGAGGAGAUUCUCAAGGAUUUUCUCUCAUCUCAUCCUGAUAAUGCCUUUUCCAUGUCCUUCAAUAGUGCUGCUGUGCUCGCUUAUGUUCGUCCUGACCGAAUCUACUCCCCCCACAAUCAAAGGUUGUUCUGUGGAUAUGAUGAGAUUUACUGUGUAUUUAUGGGGAGCUUGAGCAACCUGUGCAGUCUCAUCAGGCAGUAUGGGUUGACAAAGAACACCAACGAGGCCAUGCUUGUCAUUGAAGCUUACCGUACCCUUCGAGACAGGGGACCUUACCCUGCUGAUCAGGUCAUCAAGGACCUCGAUGGAAGUUUCGCCUUCGUUGUCUUUGAUAGUAAGGACGGCACCGUUUUUGCUGCUCUCAGUUCGGAUGGAGGAGUUAAGUUGCACUGGGGAAUCGCAGAAGAUGAUUCGGUGGUGAUUUCUGAUGAUUUGAAAGUCAUUAAAACAAGCUGUGGCAAAUCCUUCGCACCUUUCCCGACUGGGUGUAUGUUUCACAGUGGAGGAGGGUUAACAAGCUUUGAGCAUCCGAUGAACAAGGUGAAGGCAAUGCCCAGAGUAGAUAGCGAAGGUGUCAUGUGUGGGUCUAUCUUCAAGGUUGAUGUCUUCUCCAGGAACAGUACCAUGCCUCGUGUUGGAAGUGAAGCCAAUUGGGCUGCUUGGAACUCAUAUUAGCGACCGCCAUCACUGAUCUGACUGGAAAAU
This is a messenger RNA of Telopea speciosissima, 889 nucleotides long. RefSeq names its product stem-specific protein TSJT1-like. The record is from RefSeq and is a predicted model, not a curated record. NCBI's taxonomy places the organism in Eukaryota, Viridiplantae, Streptophyta, Magnoliopsida, Proteales, Proteaceae. The coding region runs from base 89 to 859 and encodes 256 amino acids. The transcript is spliced from 4 exons.